Messenger RNA from Acanthosepion pharaonis, 762 nucleotides. The record is from the annotation of a GenBank genome assembly. NCBI's taxonomy places the organism in Eukaryota, Metazoa, Mollusca, Cephalopoda, Sepiida, Sepiidae.
AUGGCAGCCUCCUGCAUCAGGUGCAGCGGCAGCUUCUUCGGUAGUAGCCUCCACUGCCACAUCAGGUGCAGCGGCAGCUUCUUCGGUAGUAGCCUCCACUGCCAUAUCUGGUGCAGCAGCAGAUUCUUCAGUAGCAACCUUCAAAGCAGCAGCCUCUGCCACAUCUACCUCUCUGCCGCAGUGAGCCUCCCUCCUCCCCCACGGCCUCAGGGCGGCAACCUCCUCAGGCCCCCGCGACGCCUCAGGGCGGCAACCUCCUCAGGCGCAACCUCCUCAAAGCCCGCAGGCCUCAGAAGCGGCAACCUCCUCCCCUCAGCCCACGGCCUCAGGCGGCAACCUCCUCAGCCCGCGGCCUCAGGGGCGACAACCUCCUCAGCAGCCCACGGCCUCCCAGGGGCCGGCAACCUCCUCAGAACCCACGGCCUCAGGGCGCAACCUCCUCCAGCCCCACACGGCCUCAGGGGCGGCAACCUCCUCAGCGGCCACGGCCUCAGGGGCGGCAACCUCCUCAGCGGCCACGGCCUCCUCCUCAAGCCUCCCCCCACGGCCUCCAGGGGCGGCAACCUCCUCAGCCACCCCUGGCCUCAGGGGCAACCUCCUCAAGCGACCCCGGCCUCAGGGCAGCAACCUCCUCGGGGACGGCCUCAGGCCUCCUCCAGCCCCACCUCCUCCCGCAACCUCCUCCACCUCCCAGCCCACAGCCUCAGGCAGCAACCUCCUCAGUGGCCACGGCCUCAGGGCGGCAACCUCCUCCCUCAGUGA